AUGCUUAAGGUCCUGUGUCUGUUUGCUGUCUUUGUGGUCGUAGCAGCGAUGCCACAUCCACCAGAAUGGCCCUCACAAGGUCCAGCUCCGAUAGGAAGGAUUGUUAAGCGAGAAACGAAGGUACCUCAAAGAAUUCCGACCAAUCCAGAAAUAGCUAAGGAAGCUCCUGAAAGCGCCCUCACUGCGGAUGACGAUAUGGAUAAGGCAGAGACAUUCGGCUUUGGAUACCAUCACUAUUAUGCCUACCCGAGAUACUACUAUCCCAACUACUACUACGGAUAUUAUCCUUACUACGAUUAUGGUUAUUACUGGUAA
This is a messenger RNA of Anopheles maculipalpis, 315 nucleotides long. RefSeq lists its product as uncharacterized. Lineage: Eukaryota; Metazoa; Arthropoda; Insecta; Diptera; Culicidae. The transcript is spliced from 2 exons. The record is from RefSeq and is a predicted model, not a curated record. Bases 1 to 315 code for a protein of 104 amino acids.